AAAAAAGAUAUCCCGAGCCUCUCCUUGUGGGCGCCUCAUCCAAGCUUCUUGUCAACCCAUCCUCGACAAUAUUGCCUCAUUUCUUUGUCGUAGGAUAUCCGCACAUUGAAAAUGGUGCAAACUUCUACAAUCGUUGCUGCUACGAUCGGCACAGUAGCAACUGGUUUUCUUGCUUACGCCGUAUAUUUUGAUUACAAACGUCGAAAUGACCCUCAAUUCCGCAAGCAAUUGAAGAAGGAAUCAAAACGGCAAGCAAAAGCUGCAAAAGAAGAAGCGGAAGCUCACACUGUACGACAACGACAAGCUAUUCGAGCGGCAGUAGAGGAGGCGAAGGAGGAAGGAUUCCCUACAGAUGUGGAAGAGAGGGAGGCAUAUUUCAUGUCAGAAGUAGCUAGAGGAGAAGGGUUAAGUGGCGAUGGCACGGACAACGUUGAAGCAGCUCUUUGCUUCUACAAGGCAUUAAAGGUCUACCCAACUCCAUCAGACCUAAUCUCGAUUUACGACAAGACAGUUCCCAAGCCAGUUCUUGAUAUUCUUGCGGAGAUGAUUGCAGCAGAUUCAGACUUGAACCUUGGAUCAUUCGGUGCAGGGUCAGGAUCCGACAGAGGUCUCGACUAGAUAUAUAUCCUCCACAACGCACGACGAACCACCCUUCUCCCCUCUCUCACCUUCGAACCGAUGAAUUGACGAGACUUGUCCUAACACCAACUUCUUCAGACGCGACCUGGAAACCUUUACGGGAUGAUCCGCCUGUGUAUAUCAGCUGGGGCGCUUUUGAUUUUAGGAUUCUUGUACAUUGUCAGUAUGUUUGAAAACAUCGAUAAACUUCAAAGACAGGAAUGAUGAAGAAAUACGUAAUAGAAACGAGAUAU
Mollisia scopiformis is the source of this 872-nucleotide messenger RNA. RefSeq names its product mitochondrial import receptor subunit tom-20. The transcript is spliced from 4 exons. The coding region runs from base 112 to 618 and encodes 168 amino acids. Lineage: Eukaryota; Fungi; Ascomycota; Leotiomycetes; Helotiales; Mollisiaceae. Gene Ontology annotation, molecular function: transmembrane protein transporter activity. Gene Ontology annotation, cellular component: mitochondrial outer membrane; mitochondrial outer membrane translocase complex. Gene Ontology annotation, biological process: protein targeting; tRNA import into mitochondrion; protein import into mitochondrial matrix. The record is from RefSeq and is a predicted model, not a curated record.